ACAUAAAGACUACAACCCCCACAAUCCAUCGUUCUAACUAUUGCGUUGAGUGCGUGCCCUCGGAGGGUAGAUACACUGUCAAAUCGUGCAGCCGGCCUCGGCGUUGGUUAGAGGGUGAGUCAGGAUGGUGGACCAGCCUGUGUGGGAACAUAUAGGAUCCAGCUUCGUGUCGCACUACUAUCAUUUGUUUGACUCCGACAGAACGCAACUUGGAUCCAUUUAUACUGAUGCAUCAUGCCUUACAUGGGAAGGACAACAGUUUCAGGGAAAAAGAGCAAUUGUUGAAAAACUCAGUAGUCUCCCCUUCACAAAGAUAGCGCAUAGUAUAACAGCGCAGGACCACCAGCCGACUCCAGACUGCUGCAUCUUGAGUAUGGUUGUAGGACAGCUAAAAGCAGACGAUGACCCCAUCAUGGGUUUCCAUCAGAGUUUCAUUCUGAAGAACAUUAACGAUGCAUGGGUGUGCACCAAUGACAUGUUUAGGUUGGCCAUUCACAACUUUGGCUAGCCCAAACCCUCACACUCUGGUGGGCGGGGGUGGCCAUAGUGAAGGGCACUUUGUGAUGGAUUAUGGAGGGAGGGAAGUGAGGAGUUGAGGAUGGAAAUAAGAGAGAAAACUCAUCCCUCCCUCCUGCUGUCUCAUUUACGCCUGUUUGAAAAAACAAUCAAACACUAGAUGUCAAUCACUGAACUUCAUCUAAGUGGGUUUUAGGACAAGCUCAGCCAGUAAAAUUGCAACGUGUUUCUUUGCUGAGAGCCGGCCGACCAAUCAGAUGCCCCUGUCUGCCACUCUGCUGACCUGCAUGACGCUGGGAGCCUCCCAUUACAAUGUCUACACUCAAGUCACCAAAAAGACAACAGCUGACUUGCGCCAAUAACUCAUACUCUGCUCUCCGCCGUUCUUUAGUUAUUUCUAACUCAUUCAACUCUGUUGUUAACUGAUCUGUUGUUGACUGGCUUCCAAAUACAUGUUAAGGUUUAGAUUUGGCUUCUACAGUUCCCACUUCUUGUAUUGUAAGUUGUUUUUAGAUGCCACUUAUGUGUUGCCUUAGUGGGUUUAACUGAGUUUUUAUUUUCCUUUACAUACUGGUAAUUGUUUACUUUGCCAUUUUUCAAUUUCCCAUGCCAGGUUUUGCUCUUGCAAACCAAAGAAUCAUAGAUGACAAACAUCUGACCUUCUCGUGUGAUUGGCUCUGUUCCUACAUAUUUACUAAGUCUGUCUCUCACUCUUCUGUCUUUCUCUUUUACAUCCCAUGUCAGGCAGUUACAUGGUGAACAACCACAAAAGACAAUAAAAUCUGGACUUUUUCUUAA
Molecule: messenger RNA, 1314 nt
Organism: Labrus mixtus (cuckoo wrasse)
Lineage: Eukaryota; Metazoa; Chordata; Actinopteri; Labriformes; Labridae
Gene: nutf2
Product: nuclear transport factor 2
Exons: 5
Coding region: 125-508 (127 amino acids)
Biological process (GO): protein import into nucleus
Cellular component (GO): nuclear pore central transport channel
Source: RefSeq, a predicted model, not a curated record